Messenger RNA from Anopheles cruzii, 2289 nucleotides. RefSeq names its product protein bowel-like. NCBI's taxonomy places the organism in Eukaryota, Metazoa, Arthropoda, Insecta, Diptera, Culicidae. The record is from RefSeq and is a predicted model, not a curated record. Bases 1 to 2289 code for a protein of 762 amino acids. The transcript has 2 exons. Gene Ontology annotation, molecular function: RNA polymerase II transcription regulatory region sequence-specific DNA binding; DNA-binding transcription factor activity, RNA polymerase II-specific. Gene Ontology annotation, cellular component: nucleus. Gene Ontology annotation, biological process: embryo development; regulation of transcription by RNA polymerase II; embryonic pattern specification.
AUGCCCACCGAGGGGCCCACGCUGGAGGACCGCGGUCUGGCGACCAUGUCCCGUUCGUCGCGGAUCGAUCAGUUCCUGGCCGGUGGCGGUCCACCGACAUCGCCCACGAUCCGCGGCUCGUCCGGUGGCAGCGGAGGUAGCAGCGGCCGGACACCGUCCUCAUCGAGCAGUGGCUACGAGAGCCAGCUGGCGUUCCAGCAUCACCUGAUGGCGGCGGCGGCCGCCAGUGGCGGUGCCGGUGGUGGUCCACCACCGCCGGGCGGCCCACAUGGUCACGGUCGGGAAAGUUCCGCCUUCGUGCCCGUAUUGCCGUCGCGCUCUCUCCGACCAGGCUCUAUGUACGGGCCGCCGGGUGUCCUGGACGGUGGUCCAUCCGACGGCGGCUUGUCGAAGGAGGGUGGCCCCAAGCGGGGCUCCAGCUAUGAACUGAUGGCAAUGAUGGCCGACAAACGCAAGGAGCUGGCGCUCCGGGAAGCCGCAGCGGCCGCCAUGAUGCUGCCUCGUCCGGGCGGACCGCCGGUACAGUCACCGUCGGGGAUGUACGGGCCGCCGGGUGCGUUCCUAGGCGGUCCGGGCCCAUCGCCGACGUCGGCCGGCACGUUCACGUUUCCGCCGGCCGGCCUGGGCGUCUACCCGCCCGGCGUCGUCCCGCCCGGCAUGCACGCUGGACUCGACCGGCGGCUGCUGCGGGCGCCGGGACGCGCGUCCCGGCCGAAGAAGCAGUUCAUCUGCAAGUUCUGCAACCGCCAGUUCACCAAAUCGUACAACCUGCUGAUCCACGAGCGGACGCACACCGACGAGCGGCCGUACUCCUGCGACAUCUGCCUGAAGGCGUUCCGGCGGCAGGACCAUCUACGAGACCACAGAUACAUUCACUCGAAGGAAAAGCCGUUCAAAUGCACCGAGUGCGGCAAGGGGUUCUGCCAGUCGCGCACGCUGGCCGUCCACAAGAUCCUGCACAUGGAGGAGUCGCCGCACAAGUGCCCGGUGUGUAACCGAAGCUUCAACCAGCGCUCGAACCUGAAGACGCACCUACUGACGCACACGGACCACAAGCCGUACGAGUGCAACGCGUGCGGCAAGGUCUUCCGGCGGAACUGCGACCUGCGGCGCCACGCCCUUACGCACACCGUCGGCGACGUGCCGGCCGACGGACUCGGCGUCGACGACGACGGGAACCAGCUGAGUGACGGUGACGAGGACGAGACGGUGCUGGAGGUGGACUCGCCGGUUCACUCGCCAGCCGGCCGCAAUCGGUCACCGUCGCCCCCGAUGGACAUGCCAGUGUCGGCCGAGUUGGACGAUGACGAUCGGCGAGAGGACGAACGCCGAGGUGGUGGGCCCGCGGUCGGCGAGGAUGACGACGACGAGGAGGACGAUUUGAUCAGUGUUGCGGGCCACGAGCCCGACCCGACGCCCGUCGUCCAGUGCCAUCACGAGCGGCCGAUGGGCUCCAAGAGUCCUUACACGAUGCGGCCUCAGUACGACCACGGCAGCCGCUCAUCGAUCUCGGCCCACCUCGCUGGCCCCAUGCACGGCGAACCCGAUCACGGACAUCCGGCGCCGGACGUGUUCGUUCCGAUGCUGCACGUCCGACGCGAUCUCCACCACAAGCUGGGCCUGAUUGGACGCGCCUCGGCCACGAUCACCAGCGGCGGCGGUCUGAUGGAUCACCCGGCGGUGGGCGGGGGGUUCUUGGGACACAUCCCGCUCCGCAAGCGCGCCAUGGGUCCCGACGGUGAACCCCACCCGAUAAUGGCCGCCCGUGGGCUGCUGGCGACGCAGCCGCUCCAUCUGCAGCACCCCGGUGGCCGUGGCCAUCCGAAGAGCCACGGGCACCACCCGGAGGGUCCACCGGACUCGCCGCUCCGUGAAGCCAUCCCGGUGAUGUCACCCGGUUCGUUGCCGUCCUCAUCGCCCAUCCUGCUGUCACCGCACCUCCCGACGGGACUGGCGCUUCCCCCUCCGCCACCACCACCACCGGCACCGUCAGCACCGGCGCCGUCUUCAGCAACCGGUCCGGACCGGUCGAUGGCCGUCCCGAUGAAUCUGGCCAGUUUGCCGGUCGUCACAUCGAACGGAAGCAGCUCCACACCGCCCGCUCACCAUCCUCCCGCGGUCCCUUCCACCUCGAAAGUGGCCACCACCACCCUCGGGAGUCCAGCGUCCACCUCCGGGAGCUCCCUGUCUUCGGUUGUCCCGGUGGCCGUACCGGGGCAACCGGUGCCACCGCCAGUUGUGGCACCACGGAAAACCGGUUUCAGCAUAGAGGACAUCAUGCGACGCUAG